Molecule: messenger RNA, 375 nt
Organism: Rosa rugosa (rugosa rose)
Lineage: Eukaryota; Viridiplantae; Streptophyta; Magnoliopsida; Rosales; Rosaceae
Exons: 2
Coding region: 1-375 (124 amino acids)
Biological process (GO): cell fate determination
Source: RefSeq, a predicted model, not a curated record
AUGGCCACCAUCGCCAACUCUCUCAUUGUCAUUGUCCUCUUCAGUCUCAUUAGCCAUGGGUUAUGCGUUACUUGCACCAAUAAGAACAUUCAGAUCGUUACGACACGGAGUGGGAAGGUGGUUCACGGCAAACCCGAAUGGAACGUGGUGGUGACUAACACCUGCAAGUGCUCUCAAGCCAUGAUUAAACUGAGUUGCAAGGGAUUUCAGACUGUAGAGCCGGUCAGUUCUUCGAUCCUAUCAGAGAUAGGUGUUGACACAUAUCAACUCAUCAACGGCGAUAGCUUGGCUCCUGGUGCUUUUGUCAAGUUCUCCUAUGCUUGGGAUUCUCCUUCCAGUAUAUUGCCUGCUGACUCUCUUUCUAUUCCUUGCUAA